CUCAACUCCCAGCAAAAACAAAAAACAGAGCCUAAGUCAGAAGAAAGACUCUUAAUUCGAACAAAUCUUUAAUCUUUUUUUGUAACUAAAUACUUACAAGAAAAAAUAAACACGUUUUCAACAGUAAUUUAAGUUAACCGGAGUCUCUUUUUGUUUUCCGGCGAAUUUUUGGUACUUUGAGUUAUGAAUAAUGAUGAUAUUAUUCUGGCGGAGAUGAGGCCUAAGAAGCGUGCGGGAAGGAGAGUGUUUAAGGAGACACGUCACCCAGUUUACAGAGGCAUAAGGCGGAGGAACGGUGACAAAUGGGUCUGCGAAGUCAGAGAACCGACGCACCAACGCCGCAUUUGGCUCGGGACUUAUCCCACAGCAGAUAUGGCAGCGCGUGCACACGACGUGGCGGUUUUAGCUCUGCGUGGGAGAUCCGCAUGUUUGAAUUUCGCCGACUCCGCUUGGCGGCUUCCGGUGCCGGAAUCCAAUGAUCCGGAUGUGAUAAGAAGAGUUGCGGCGGAAGCUGCGGAGAUGUUUAGGCCGGUGGAUUUAGAAAGUGGAAUUACGGUUUUGCCUUGUGCGGGAGAUGAUGUGGAUUUGGGUUUUGGUUCGGGUUCCGGCUCUGGUUCGGGAUCGGAGGAGAGGAAUUCUUCUUCGUAUGGAUUUGGAGACUACGAAGAAGUCUCAACGACGAUGAUGAGACUCGCGGAGGGGCCACUAAUGUCGCCGCCGCGAUCGUAUAUGGAAGACAUGACUCCUACUAAUGUUUACACGGAAGAAGAGAUGUGUUAUGAAGAUAUGUCAUUGUGGAGUUACAGAUAUUAAGUGGGACUCACAUAUCUACUAUACAUAAUAUUUAGCUUUUAUGUAAGAGGUAUUUAUGUGAGUUUUAAGAUUGUAGAUGUGUCCCAGGCGUUAGAAGUUUCCUUGAUGGUAUGGAAUCUUUGUACCUAUAAAAUUAUAAAAUUAUUGGGCUUUAUGAAUCUUAAUAUACAAAGCCUAGGCCCAAUUUGUAACUACAACGUGACAGUUGUAGAAAUAAUUUUUUCACAGUGUAAUCUACUUGUAAGUUGUAAUAGAAUUAAAGGGGAUUUAAUCAAAUCUUGCUGGAUACUAGCACAUAAAUCUUGACAGCAAUUGACCAAAA
Messenger RNA from Arabidopsis thaliana (thale cress), 1135 nucleotides. It is a transcript of the gene DDF1, whose product is annotated as Integrase-type DNA-binding superfamily protein. Gene Ontology annotation, molecular function: DNA binding; DNA-binding transcription factor activity. Lineage: Eukaryota; Viridiplantae; Streptophyta; Magnoliopsida; Brassicales; Brassicaceae. Gene Ontology annotation, cellular component: nucleus. Gene Ontology annotation, biological process: regulation of DNA-templated transcription. The transcript has a single exon. The record is from RefSeq and is marked reviewed. The coding region runs from base 184 to 813 and encodes 209 amino acids.